AUGUCUGCCGAAGAGGAUCUCAUUGACUACUCCGACGAUGAGCUUAACAACGAGACAGCCGCCCCGGCUGCCAACGGAAAAAAGGGCGAUGCUACUGCCGCCGGCCAGAACGUCGAUAAGAAGGGUUCUUACGUCGGCAUCCACUCGACUGGUUUCCGCGACUUUCUCUUGAAGCCUGAGCUACUUCGCGCCAUCGCCGAUUGCGGUUUCGAGCAUCCCUCGGAGGUUCAGCAGACGUGUAUUCCGCAGGCUAUGCUUGGUGGCGACAUUAUUUGCCAGGCAAAGUCGGGUCUCGGCAAGACAGCUGUCUUUGUUCUCACCACCCUGCAGCAAGUUGAACCAGUUGCCGGAGAGUGCUCGGUGCUAGUGAUGUGCCACACCCGUGAGCUGGCUUUCCAGAUCCGCAACGAGUACAACCGCUUCAGCAAGUACAUGCCAGACAUCAAGACUGGUGUGUUCUACGGCGGCACUCCUAUCCAGAAGGAUGCCGAGAUCCUCAAGAAUAAGGAGACGCACCCGCACAUCAUCGUCGGCACUCCCGGCCGUCUGAAUGCCCUCGUUCGGGACAAGAAUCUGCGGCUCGGAAGCGUCCGCAUGUUUGUCUUGGACGAAUGUGACAAGAUGCUUGAUCAGAUUGACAUGCGCCGUGACGUCCAGGAAAUUUUCCGUGCGACCCCCCAGCAGAAGCAGGUCAUGAUGUUUUCCGCUACGCUCUCUGACGAGAUCAAGCCCAUCUGCCGGAAGUUCAUGCAGAAUCCGACGGAGCACUAUGUCGACGAAGACACCAAGUUGACGCUCCAUGGUCUCCAGCAGUACUACCUUGCUCUUGAGGAGAGAGAGAAGAACAGAAAGCUCAACGAACUGCUCGAUGAGCUGCAGUUCAAUCAGGUCAUCAUCUUCGUCAAGAGUACAUUGCGUGCCACCGAACUCGACAAGUUGCUUCGCGAAUGCAACUUCCCUUCUAUCGCUGUCCACUCUGGUGUCAGCCAGGAGGAGCGUAUCCGUCGCUACAAGGAGUUCAAGGAGUUCAAUAAGAGAAUCUGCGUCGCUACCGACGUCUUCGGGCGUGGUAUUGACAUUGAGCGGAUCAAUCUGGCCAUCAAUUACGAUAUGCCCGCCGAUGCUGACUCGUACCUCCACCGCGUCGGACGUGCCGGCCGUUUUGGCACUAAGGGUCUCGCAAUCUCCUUUGUCACCACGGAGCAGGACAAGGAGGUUCUGCAGUCAAUCGAGAAGCGCUUCGAGGUGGCUCUUCCCGAGUUUCCCAAGGAAGGCAUCGACGCCUCCACUUACAUGGCGGCUUAA
This is a messenger RNA of Canariomyces notabilis, 1305 nucleotides long. RefSeq names its product P-loop containing nucleoside triphosphate hydrolase protein. The record is from RefSeq and is a predicted model, not a curated record. Gene Ontology annotation, molecular function: RNA binding; ATP binding; RNA helicase activity. The transcript is spliced from 5 exons. The coding region runs from base 1 to 1305 and encodes 434 amino acids. NCBI's taxonomy places the organism in Eukaryota, Fungi, Ascomycota, Sordariomycetes, Sordariales, Chaetomiaceae. Gene Ontology annotation, biological process: mRNA export from nucleus; mRNA splicing, via spliceosome.